UCCGUUGACGUGUCUUGCAAGGCCAGAGUUUGUGUGCUUCCCAGAAGUUCAGUUCUUUGCUCUAUAAAUAUGCCUGAGCUAUGCCUUCAAACUUUCCAACGAGAGAAAGAGAAAAGCUAUAGCAAAUAGCCAGCUACAAGUUUUAAACUUCGCGAGUUAUAGAGUUUUUUGAGAUUUUGUGAAAUCUUUAACUGAAUUUUUGUUUUAGGAAUAUAUAGAAUGGAGAGUUUCAAUAGCAAGAUUGUGUGUGCUAGAGCCGAUGCCCUGCUGAAAUCCCUUAUCCCAGCUACCCAGCAACUUUGCGCAUCUGACCUGCAACAACGCAAGAAUCAGCAAAAUCCCACUUUUAACCAGUUUUCAGACACGCUUAUUAGGGGUUCAGAGCUGGUGAAAUCUUGUGAGAGCAUUAGCGCUUUAAAUACAUUUCGUAGGUGUAGAUAUGCUUCACAGAUACUCAAGCUAGAAGAGGAGAUCAGUGGCUUCAUGAGUUCUAUCCCAGACUACAUGGUGUUAGAUGCUAGAAAUCUUAUGUCAGCCAUGAAAGAUAUAUAUAAGGAAUUGCAGCCUCCAGAUAAAAGUAGUACGGUGAAUACCAUGAUUCAACAGCAAAUGAGUUUAGGUAACCUGAAUCAAAGUACUGAAUUCCAAGAGGCUUACAAAUGGUCUAAUCUUAGUAAUUUUCCUGUGAUAUCUCGGUUUUAUGCGGGAUUGGAGAAGCCUGUUGAAGAUUUGAAGGAGCUUUUAUUCCAAAGCGAGGUGUCGGUCAUUGGAGUGCAUUGCAUGGGGGGUGGUGGGAAAACGACUUUGGCCUCGGCUAUUUGUAAUGAUCCCCAUAUCAAAGGUUAUUUUGGGAAUGUACAUUUCAUCACUGUUACACAAUUGCCAAAUCUGCAGGGAAUUAUAGAGACGAUGUGGGAGAAGAUUGUUGGAAGGAAGAAGCCUGAGUUUCAGAAUGUAGAAGAUGCACGCAUACAGCUAAAGCAGCAGCUUUUUACUCAAUCCAAGAGAACUCUGAUGAUAUUGGACGAUGUCUGGUCCAGGGCUCAUUUGGAGGAAUUACUAUUUGAAGCGCCAGGGUACAAGACUGUUGUCACAACCAGAGACAGCUCUACGAUUCCCCAAAACACCUGUACUCGACCGUAUCAGUUGCCAUUGUUGGGCCAUGAGGACGCUCUCUCGCUUUUCUGCUUCUCAGCUUUUGGACAGACAUCAAUUCCAAGUGCCGCAGAUGCAAAUCUAGUCAUGCAGGUGCAAGCUGAAUGUAAGGGCUUACCCCUAGCUUUAAAGGUGAUUGGGAGCUCUUUGAAUGGGGAACCUCAUGGGACCUGGUUGAACGCAAAGAACAAGCUUUGCCAGGGGCAGUCCAUAUCCAGUUAUCACAAAGAAGGGCUUUUUAGAUGCUUGGAGACCAGUAUUGAUUCCUUGGAUGAUGUUGGGAGAGAAUGCUUCUUAGAUUUAGCAUUAUUUCCAGAAAACCAAAAAGUCUGUGCUGAUGCACUGCUGAACAUUUGGGUUUAUAUUCGGAAGCUAAAGUGGCAAGAUGCCUUUAUCAUGUUAUUGGAACUUGCAAGCAAAAAUCUCUUGAAUUUAAUCAGCAGCUCAGGAAGGCAAGCAACAAUCUCUUAUGGAAAUGCCUCUGAGCUGUACUUUUCUCAGCAUGAUGUAAUGAGAGAUUUGGCCAUAUAUUUGGGAAGCCAGGACAGUAUAGUCCAUAGGAAGAGAUUAUUCAUGCCCAAGAAGGAGCUGAGCUUGCCAGGAGAGUGGCAGAUGCUUAAUGAUAGAUCAUUUAAUGCUCAAGUUGUCUCUAUUCACACAGGCUCUAUGGCUGAAAAUCAGUGGUAUGAGAUGGAUUUUCCAGAGACAGAGGUUCUAGUGAUACAUUUUUCUGCAAGCGAAUACUUUCUACCACCAUUUCUUAAAACCAUGAAAAAACUGAAAUCUGUAAUGUUGUGUAAUUUGAGUUCAAAGAGGACCACACUAAAAGGUUUAGAUGUCCUAUCUUCACUCACUCAGCUCAGGAACGUUCGCUUGGAGAAGUUGGAUGCGCCCUCUAUUUUAGAACAGAUCAAAGUUAUGCAAAAAUUAGAUAAACUAUCUGUUAGUUUAUGUGAAGGGUUUGGAAAUAUUUCCACAUUCAGCAACAGCAACCUACAAGAAUUUAAUCUGGACCACUGCAGCGAUUUGGAGGAAUGGCCACUUGACAUCUGUCAUAUGCCCUCUGCUCAGAUAUGGUCUAUUACCAACUGCCAUCUGGUUGGAAAAUUACCAUAUGAUCUCGGAAAUCUGAGCUCUUUAAGAAUGUUACGAUUAUCACAAUUACCAGGCCUGAAAGAGCUACCGGCAUCAAUUGGAAAACUUGAGCAGCUGGAAUUUCUUGACAUUUCACUGUGCGAAGGCUUGAAAGAACUUCCAGAGGAAAUAGGUCAGCUCCAGAAUUUGAAAGAGUUUGACAUGAGAGAGUGUUCUCGCUUGAGGAGGUUGCCUAGAAGUGUUUGUGGACUAAGCUCUCUGAAACAUGUCAUCUGUGAUGAGAAGAUUGGGCACCAGUGGCUGCGAGUUAAGGCCUCUUCUAUCCCUAAUCUAAGAGUUGAAAUUGUGGAACCGCAAUUUACUCUGGAUUGGCUUGAUGAUUGAGAAACUCCAAGCAAGUGCACAUCCUGUUAAGUAAUCACUGUGGUCUCUUUCUUAGUUCCUGCAGAUGGAGCAUACUGUCAAUUUCACUUCAGCUAAAUUGAAAGAAUUGGUAAUGUGUAUAUCAUCCAUCUUAUUUGUAAUAUGUGUCAAAGUUCAACUCUAUGAACAAUUCUCCUGCAUAUGGAGCAAGUUGUAGGUUUCACUUCAGCUAAAUUGUAAGAGUUUCUAAUAUAUCAUUGUGUAUAUUAUCCAUGUAAA
Cryptomeria japonica (Japanese cedar) is the source of this 2892-nucleotide messenger RNA. RefSeq names its product probable disease resistance protein At4g33300. Gene Ontology annotation, biological process: defense response to fungus. Gene Ontology annotation, molecular function: ADP binding. The transcript is spliced from 5 exons. Bases 220 to 2634 code for a protein of 804 amino acids. The record is from RefSeq and is a predicted model, not a curated record. Lineage: Eukaryota; Viridiplantae; Streptophyta; Pinopsida; Cupressales; Cupressaceae.